AUGAUGACCCUCUUUCUCUUACUGCUGUUUGUCUGCGGAGCCCUGAGCCGCCCGGAACCCAGGCCCAACUUCGUGCUGGUGAUGGCAGAUGACCUCGGCAUCGGAGACCCCGGUUGCUAUGGCAACAAAACGCUCAGAACUCCCAACAUUGACCGACUGGCCCGUGGGGGUGUGAAGCUCACCCAGCACUUGGCGGCGGCGCCCCUGUGCACGCCGAGCAGGGCAGCCUUCAUGACUGGCCGGUACCCUGUCAGAUCAGGAAUGACGUCCCGGUCCCGGGUCGGGGUGUUCCUCUUCAGUGCCUCCUCUGGAGGGCUGCCUACCAGUGAAAUCACGUUUUCCAGGCUGCUGAAAAACCAGGGCUACUCCACAGCUUUGAUCGGGAAGUGGCACCUGGGAAUGAACUGUAACAGCAAAGUGGAUUUCUGCCACCACCCUGUGAACCACGGCUUCGACUAUUUCUACGGGCUGCCUGUGACCAACCUGCGGGACUGCAAACCCGGGGAGGGCAGCGUGUUCACCUCAGGCUUCCGGCUGCUGGUCUUCCUGCCCCUGCAGGCCAUCGGAGUGGCCCUGCUCACGCUCGAGGUUCUCAAGUACCUGGGUGUGCUGCGAGUGCCCCACGCCGUCUUCCUGGGCCUGGUGCUCCUGGCUGCUGCCAUCCUGGGCCUGCUGGUCUGUUUCCUGCACUACUUCAGGCCCCUCAACUGCUUCCUCAUGCGCAACCACGAGGUGGUCCAGCAGCCCAUGUCAUACGACAACCUCACCCAGAGGCUGACGGCCGAGGCGGUGCAAUUCAUCCAACGGAACGCGGACACCCCCUUCCUGCUGGUCCUCUCCUACCUGCACGUGCACACGGCUCUCUUCUCCUCCCAGGACUUCGCCGGCAAGAGUCAACAUGGCGCUUACGGGGACGCAGCUGAGGAGAUGGACUGGAGCGUGGGGCAAGUCUUGAAUGUUCUGGAUGAGCUGAAACUGGCCAAUAACACGCUGGUCUACUUCUCGUCAGACCACGGCGCCCACGUGGAGGAAGUGAGCACCAAAGGGGAGCUUCACGGGGGAAGCAACGGGAUCUUUAAAGGAGGAAAGGCCAACAACUGGGAAGGAGGGAUCCGGGUCCCAGGCAUCCUGCGGUGGCCAGGAGUUAUCCAGGCUGGACAAGAGAUUCACGAACCAACGAGCAACAUGGAUAUCUUCCCCACGGUGGUCACACUCGCUGGCUCCCCUCUGCCUGAGGACAGGGUCAUCGAUGGACGAGACCUAAUGCCUCUGCUCCAAGGGAGAAGCCAGCGUUCGGAUCAUGAGUUCCUCUUCCACUACUGCAACUCCUACCUAAAUGCUGUGCGCUGGCACCCCCGAAACAGCACGUCCAUCUGGAAAGCGUUCUUCUUCACACCAAAGUUCACUCCGGAUGGUGCCAAUGGCUGCUAUAGCACACACGUGUGCUUUUGCCACGGGCAUUUCGUCACCCUCCACCAUCCACCUCUACUCUUUGAUAUUUCCAAAGACCCUCAAGAGAGGAACCCGCUGACUCCCGAGACUGAGCCCCGUUUCCUUGAUAUCCUUCAAGUCAUGCACGAGGCGAUAGAUGGUCACAAAAAGACGCUGACCGUAGUACCCGACCAGCUGUCCUUCGGGAACCUUGUCUGGAAGCCAUGGCUGCAGCUAUGUUGCUCCUCCUCGGGGCUGUCUUGCCAGUGUGACAAGGAAAGGCAGGAGAGAACAGUGACCCAUUAG
Messenger RNA from Chrysochloris asiatica (Cape golden mole), 1737 nucleotides. RefSeq names its product steroid sulfatase (microsomal), isozyme S (gene STS). Gene Ontology annotation, molecular function: arylsulfatase activity. The record is from RefSeq and is a predicted model, not a curated record. The transcript is spliced from 10 exons. The coding region runs from base 1 to 1737 and encodes 578 amino acids. Lineage: Eukaryota; Metazoa; Chordata; Mammalia; Afrosoricida; Chrysochloridae.